AUGGCAACCAGCUGGCCGCAAUCACUCAAGGAUUGGGUUGCAACCCAACUUAAGCAGAUGAACUCGUUGAAUAAAUCGGAGGCUGAUGCAGAAAUGAAGGCACUAAUAUCUGAAGCUUAUACCAACCAGACACUCUGGACUACAGACUGGGCAGGCGUGCAGCUUAAAGCUCUUCAACCAAAAACUGCUACCAAGCGUAAAUCACACCCUGAUUUAGUGGCAGCCCAGAAGAAACUCAAAAAGGCAACUAUAUCGACCAGCACCGAGAGCGAGAAUCGUUUGGAAAAGAGGAAGCGAAGAUUUGAACGUGAACAUGAGAUUGAAAGGCAGAAGGCUUCGGGGACGUAUUCUGUCCCGUCAUUUACUCACCACUCUCAGUCACCCACAGGCUUCGACACGGCCAGAGAUAACACCCCGACUUACACUCCGAUGGCAUAUCGCUCGGCGGGUGCGAUCAGCAAGCGAAAAUAUGCAAACGUUGCAAGCGAGGACUCAGGAGAUGCUGAUCCGAAUGUUAUCGAUUGGGAUAGAUUUACUAUAGUCGGAACAUCACAAGACCUAUUUAAACCAUACCUCCGGUUGACAUCAGCACCUGAUCCCGCUACAAUUCGACCAUUAGAAGUAUUACAAAGAACAUUAGGAGAGCUCAAAAACAAAUGGAAAGUCAACAGUGAUUAUCGCUGGACAUGUGACCAGUUCAAGAGUCUUCGUCAGGACUUAACGGUUCAACGCAUCAAGAAUGCUUUCACGGUUCAAGUAUACGAAAUCCAUGCACGAAUGGCGCUAGAGGCUGCGGAUGUUGUUGAGUUUAAUCAGUGUCAGAGUAAUUUGCGACUUUUGUACGAAGCCGGUAUCCCCGGGCACGCUAACGAAUUUUUGGCCUACCGCAUCCUCUAUUUAAACUACACGAAGAAUAGAAGUGAGAUAAACCUACUCCUAGCUCAGUUGAAUCCUGAAACCAAGUCGACCGAGUUUGUUCGCCACGCCCUGGAUGUACAAGCAGCACUGCUCGCCAACAAUUACCACAAAUUUUUCGACUUGUACCUCAAGGCACCCAACAUGGGCGGCUACAUCAUGGAUCAUAUGUUACCACGUGAGAGAAUGUCAGCGUUGAUUACCAUGACUAAAGCUUAUCUUCACCUUCCUCUCUCUUUCUUGGCCAGCGAACUGGCCUUCGAUGGUACAGCAGACGUCGAUCGUUUUCUUUCGAGUCAUUCUAUCGCAACUUAUGCUACCGGACAGCCGAAUGCUGCUGGAGAGAAACGUCUCGAUUGCAGAGCUGUUCAUGCUCGAGUUGUAGCAUGUUACGAGGAGAAAUAUCGCAAGGUUGCAAUAUGCGGUCCAGCGGCACGUGGGCUUACGUUACAUGAUCAUUCGAUUCCCAAAGUCUCUCGUCAAGCCCGGUCAGGCCUAGCUCGGCGUCUUUCAACAACCACAACCUCUUCCCUCCCACCGUCAUGUCUAACCAAGAUUACUAUAAUAACCAACCUCAAUACGGCGGCCCACCACCUGGUCAGGGAUACUAUCCUCCUCAAGGACCUCCACCCGGUGGCCAAGGCGGCUACUAUCCCAACCAGCCGCCGCCCCAAGGAGGCUAUCCACAACAGGGAGGCUAUUAUCCUCAGCCCCCGCCGAAUACUGUCUAUGUGCAGCAACAGCCCCAGAAGGAUAGUGGAGGAGGAGGAGGAACAUGCAUGGCAUGCUUGGCCGGUGCUUGCUUGUGUUGCUGCGCCGAAGAUAUUUGCGAUUGCUUAUUUUAAUCUGGUAUUUUGGUCUGAUUGUAUAUUUCCCGUCUACUGCCACUCCACGUUGUCCAAGAGCACUACAGCCUCAUAUUUUGUUUGCACGGAUUUAAUUGAAAUCCAACCAAAUGAAGCAGAGCAAGUCUGUGCAUCGACAAUAUGUUUGCUAGGCAGGCUUUCCAUGCCGGACGUCUUGCUGCGUCUCGCAGCGCCGGAGCCAAGGCGGGCGCACUUUGCCUCUACGUCCUCUACUCAGGCGACUUUCUUCUCCUCGCGGGCAACAGCUGUCGCUGCAACUGUUGCAUCAGUUGGGUCCAUCGCCUGGUACACCCAUCUAUACGGACAACUCCCAUUCGUCGGCGAACUGAGCGCCAACUCUCCUGCCGAAAACGGACUCCAUCCCGCCUCCUACCCUUGGAGCCACAAGGGCUGGCUCGAUAGCUUUGACCAUGCCAGUAUUCGUCGAGGGUACCAAGUCUACCGCGAGGUCUGUGCUGCCUGCCACUCUCUCGACCGCAUUGCAUGGCGCAAUCUUGUCGGUGUAUCGCAUACGGUCGAUGAGGUCAAGGCCAUGGCCGAAGAGGUCGAAUAUGAGGAUGGUCCCAACGAUGCUGGAGAAAUGUUCCAGCGCCCUGGCAAACUUGCCGACUAUAUGCCUGCUCCAUACCCCAACGAGGAAGCCGCACGCGCUGGUAAUGCCGGUGCGCUCCCCCCUGAUCUGAGCUUGAUCAUCAAGGCCCGACACGGUGGAGCGGAUUAUGUGUAUUCUCUCCUCACUGGUUAUGUUGACCCUCCUGCUGGUGUUGAAGUUCGUGAGGGUCUCAACUAUAACCCAUACUUCCCCGGUGGUGCUAUUGCUAUGGCUCGGGUACUUUUUGAUGGAUUGGUCGAAUAUGAUGAUGGUACUCCGGCCACCACCUCACAAAUGGCAAAGGACGUUGUAACUUUCUUGUCCUGGGCCGCCGAGCCAGAGCAUGAUGAACGUAAAAAGAUGGGUCUGCAGGCGGUGAUCCUCUUGUCCAGCAUGUUGGCCAUUAGCGUAUAUAUCAAGCGCUUCAAGUGGUCAGUUAUCAAGACCCGCAAGAUCCUUUACAACCCACCAAAAUAG
This is a messenger RNA of Rhizoctonia solani, 2850 nucleotides long. Its product is annotated as ubiquinol-cytochrome C reductase cytochrome C1 subunit. Bases 1 to 2850 code for a protein of 949 amino acids. The record is from RefSeq and is a predicted model, not a curated record. Lineage: Eukaryota; Fungi; Basidiomycota; Agaricomycetes; Cantharellales; Ceratobasidiaceae. The transcript is spliced from 25 exons. Gene Ontology annotation, molecular function: heme binding; electron transfer activity. Gene Ontology annotation, biological process: mitochondrial electron transport, ubiquinol to cytochrome c.